Molecule: messenger RNA, 1359 nt
Organism: Haliotis rubra (blacklip abalone)
Lineage: Eukaryota; Metazoa; Mollusca; Gastropoda; Lepetellida; Haliotidae
Product: excitatory amino acid transporter 2-like
Exons: 11
Coding region: 85-1359 (424 amino acids)
Biological process (GO): L-glutamate transmembrane transport
Cellular component (GO): plasma membrane
Molecular function (GO): glutamate:sodium symporter activity; L-glutamate transmembrane transporter activity; neutral L-amino acid transmembrane transporter activity
Source: RefSeq, a predicted model, not a curated record
GUAAACUAUGUACUUCGCGGUGUGAUUUUUCCUCGUUUAAUUCUGUGGAUCCCCUCGGAUGUAGACAGUGCCCUGGCAGUGGAUAUGGCGGAGGAAACAAGGUCCCAGGGGUGGUGCUCUAAGGUGAUCAGAAGCAAUCUUCUCGUCAUCCUCACGUUCGUUGGAGUGACUGUCGGUUUUGUUUUAGGAUACUGUGUUCGUCUUGCGAAUCCAUCACAAGAUGCCCUUAUAUGGAUCGGGUUGCCGGGGGAGAUGUACAUGAGGAUGCUGAAGAUGAUGAUUCUACCACUCAUCAUAUGCAGCGUCAUCGCAGGUACAGCAUCAUUAGACCCCAAGUGUAACGGAAGAGUGAGCCUUAUCUCUCUGUUUUACAUCAUCACCACCAACGCCAUCCCUGCUCUCGUCUCAAUCGCCUUAAUCGUCGCCAUCAAACCAGGUAAUGGCGUGGAUCUUACUUCCGGCAGCCAGAAGACCAUCACGCAGAUUAUGGAAACGCAGGAUAUAUUUGCCGAUCUCAUUAGAAAUCUGUUCCCUGACAACGUCGUCACAGCUUGUUUUAAACAGGCUCAGACGAAGUACCUGGUGACAGAAAGGGUCGUCACGGUAAACGAGACUGGCGGCAUCAUCAACAACACCAUUGUCGAUGUCGUGAAGACAGUUGGCUCUGCCGAUUCCACUAAUGUAUUAGGUCUGGUCAUCUGCUGCAUGAUAUUUGGGAUGGCGACAACAGCCUCGGGAGACAUCGGCAAACCCUUCUUCAUCUUCUUCCACUCGACAAGUGAGAUUAUCAUGAAAAUUCUGCGUUGGCUCAUUUGGUUCACACCAAUAGGAGUGGCCAGUCUUAUAGCAGAGGCACUGGCACGGGCAGGGAACCUGUCCGGAACAUUCCGAUCUCUGGGUAUGUUCGCGUUAGUGAUCUGUGCAGGGUUAGCCGUCUAUCAGCUCCUCGUCCACCCCAUCCUGUUCUUCCUCAUCACCAGGAUCAACCCCUAUCGGCGUCUCAUUACGUUAGGAAGACCCUGGAUGGUCACCUUCGCCACGGCGAGUUCGGCUAUCGCAAUUCCCGAGAUGCUCACCAUUCUUGAAGGAAAGGAGAACAAGGUUGACAAGCGCAUCGCACGCUUCGUCGUCCCCUUCGCUGCCAGCAUCAACAGGGACGGCAGUGUCAUCUACAUCAGCGCUGCCUGCGUUUUAUUGGCCAGCUCACCGACGAUGCUGACUCUCGUCAUCUCGGUGGCCAUCCCGUCAGUGCCCAGUGCUAGCAUCGUGGCCGUACUCAUCAACCUCACAGCUCUCGGUAUCCCAUCAGACAGUAUCGGCCUUCUCUUUGCCAUGGAGUGGAUUCUGGUGAUGGAGUAG